Eremothecium sinecaudum is the source of this 1476-nucleotide messenger RNA. Its product is annotated as HHR168Cp. The coding region runs from base 1 to 1476 and encodes 491 amino acids. Gene Ontology annotation, cellular component: membrane; Golgi apparatus. Gene Ontology annotation, biological process: retrograde transport, endosome to Golgi. Lineage: Eukaryota; Fungi; Ascomycota; Saccharomycetes; Saccharomycetales; Saccharomycetaceae. The record is from RefSeq and is a predicted model, not a curated record. The transcript has a single exon.
AUGAUUCUACGUAAGUUGGCUACUAUAAUUUGCUUAUUGCUUCCCUUUAUAUGGGCUGAUGAAGUUCUAAUUAGUAAUUACACCAACCUAGUUUGUCGUGGAAUGUAUAGCAAAGAUGAUUGGGGCGGAAAGACGGAUCCACAUAUUUCCUUCAAUAUUAAAUCAAUAGAUAAGGACCAGGCUGGCGUAGCAGUCGCUAUUAUAGAAUGGAGAGAUUUUGAAUUCUUAGGUGUCGAGAAAGAUCAUGUUAACUAUUUGUACUGUAAUGAUCGAGCAAUUAGUAAAGGGGUUUGUGAAGAAAGUGAAAAGGAUCACCUGAUACUGCGGAAUCAGAUAUAUGAUCCUGAGAAGGGUGAGAAUGUGACAUCUAGAAACCAAUUGAUGGAGUUUGUGAUGACUGAUGUCGGUAAAUAUGAGAAACCGUACCCAGUGAAGAAUACAGGCUACUACUGUGUUUAUGCACAUAUCCCUAACGGUAACUUCAAAGGUUUUGUGGAAUUUAGAAACGCAUUUGGUCAUCUACCUGCGGCUGAGAUCAACUUGCUUCCUCUAUAUGGGUUAUUGUCUAUUGCGUAUGUGGUUGCUAUGGCUUUGUAUUCGUUUACGGUGUGGAAGAACAAACACGAACUCUUGUUGCUUCAAAAGUACCUUCUCGCGUUUUUCAUCUUCUUAUCGAUUGAUACCAUCUUUAUUUGGUCCUACUACGAUAUUAAGAAUGAGAAGGGCCAGACUCCAGGUACGAAUGCGCUAAUGGUUUUCAUUUCGAUUUUGAGCGCUGCUAAGCUUUCUUUCUCAUUCUUCUUGUUGCUGGUGGUCGGGUUGGGCUAUGGUAUUGUAUACCCUAAACUCAACCGUAAGCUGAUGAGGCGUAUCCAGUAUUUCACUGUCCUCAACUUCGUCGUCUCGGCCGCAUUCCUUAUCCAGGCUUACAUGACCGACCCUGAAUCAACCUCCAUGCUCCCACUCAUAACAAUAAUACCAGCUAUAGCGUCUGUUAUGGGCUUCUACUUCAUGAUUUUAAGAUCAUUGAGCCAUACCCUUCAAUACUUACAGGAGCAAAGGCAGGUUGUAAAGUUGAAAAUGUACAAGGAGUUCCUCGCUGUGAUCUACAUAUCUCUCGCAGUUAUAAUGGCUGGAAUAGCAAUUACCACAUUUAUGAUGCUAAGUAUGUCUACAGAUGAAAUGGUCGAACAAUACUGGAAAACGCGCUUCAUAAUGGACAUCUGGCCUUCAAUAGUGUAUUACUGUGUCUUUGUAACGCUAGCUUUCCUAUGGAGACCUACGGAGACUUCAUAUAUGUUAGCUUGCUCCCAGCAAUUACCUACAGAUCCUGAAAAUGCAACUGAAUUUGACCUUGACGAUUUACAUACUCUAGGGGAUGAAACUUACAAUGCGCAAGAUCACGAUGAUGAUUUGAACUUUUCUGACGAUGAGCAUAAUCGCAGAGCGGAAUAUACUCCUACUACCUCAAAAUAG